GACGCCAACAAAGACACGGCCACCGAACACGUCCAGCGCUACGCUAACGGAUCCAACGGUUCCAAUGGUUCGGCUCCUAACGGCCUCUCUGUCAAUGGUGUGAACGAAGAGCCCAUCAAUGAAUGUAUUUGUGACGAAUCGCUCACUAAAUUGGUUCACAUCAAGUCCUCCACAGAUCAGGACAUCAUUCGUCUCAUUGGCCAAUACUUGCGAGUCCUCGGACUCAACCGUACUGUUGACCAACUGAUCCAAGAGUCGGGCUGUCGUUUAGACCAUCCGUCGGCCGCGAAGUUCCAGACAUACGUAAUGAAUGGAGAGUGGGCUCAGGCCGAGUCAGCCCUCUGUGAACUCAAUCCACUGCUGGAUUCGCCCAAAGCAUUGACCAAAAUGAAGUUUUUAUUAUUAGAGCAAAAAUAUAUGGAAAACAUCGAAGAAUCGAAAUGUGUUGAAGCACUCAAUUGUCUUCGUCACGAAUUGACUCCACUUAAGUACAACACCGCACGCGUCCAUCAACUCAGCCGAUUUCUAAUGUGCAACACUUCAGAAGAGCUGAGAAAGAUAUCGAGUUGGGAGGGAAAGGGUAUGCCCUCGAGGAUCAAACUGAUGGAAAAAUUGCAAAGUUUUCUACCGCCGACUGUAAUGCUUCCGCCGCGAAGACUACUGACCCUUCUGUGUCAAGCCGUUGAUCUCCAGAAAGAUCGCUGUCCUUACCAUAACUUUACGACCGAUGCGGGACUCGAUUCCGUCAAUCUAUUGGUUGAUCACGUCUGCAGUCGAGAGGACUUCCCGAGUGAGUCAAUACAGAUCCUAACGGAUCACUGCGACGAAGUGUGGUUCUGUCGCUUCUCCAACGACGGCACAAAACUGGCCACCGGUUCCAAAGACAGCACUCUUAUGAUUUGGGACGUCGACCCCGAAACAUUAAGACUCAAACAUAAGCACACAUUUGAAGGCCACUCGUAUGGCGUCUCAUAUCUGGCGUGGAGUCCAGACGACAAUUAUUUGAUAGCUUGCGGUCCCGACGACUGCUCCGACCUUUGGGUUUGGAACGUACAGUCGGGAGAACUGAGAGUCAAAGUGAGUCAUUCCCCUGAAGACAGUCUGACGACGUGUUCGUGGCAUAAAGACGGCAAGAAGUUCGUGACCGGAGGCCAAAGGGGACAGUUCUACCAAUGCGAUUUGGACGGCAAUGUGAUCGACACGUGGGAAGGCGUUAGAGUCCAAUGUCUCUGCUUUCGUAAAGAUGGCAAAACAGUGUUGGCGGCCGACACUCAUCAACGGAUCCGGGGCUAUAAUUUUGAUGAACUUUCAGAUUUUAAUGUUAUAAGAGAAGACAACUCGAUAAUGUCGUUCACAGUCGAUGAUUCGGGCCGUUUAGCGCUUAUUAACGUUGCCUCACAGGGCGUCCAUUUAUGGGACUUAGAGGACAAGAUUUUGUUAAGAAAAUUUCAAGGCGUAACUCAAGGAUAUUAUACAAUUCAUUCAUGUUUUGGUGGCGUUAAUCAAGUUUUCGUCGCCAGUGGUAGUGAAGACAAUAAGAUCUACAUUUGGCACCUGAAGAGAGAGAAGCCGAUAAGUGUGUUGACGGGUCACUCGCGGACAGUGAACUGUGUCUCGUGGAACCCGAAAUACCCACAACUGAUCGCCAGUGCCUCAGACGACGCGACCGUCAGAAUAUGGGGUCCGACGCCCGACAGAUCACAAUCAGCGGCCAGUGUGUCGAUGGCGUCCUCACCAAACCUGUUAUCGACGCGAGCCAUGGAUUCUAACCAUUCGAGUCCCAGUACUUCAAUAAAAGUUGUGAAACCAUAAUCGAGUGCCUAAUCAGACAAUUCUUCACUAAAUCAUUGCUUCAUUUUAUUCAUCACAUAAUUAUAAUUGAUAAAUGAGUGACGAGUUAUUGAUUCAAACCAUACAUACAAUCCAAACGCCAGUUCCUCUAACGGAUCGAUCGAAGAGUUGUUGAGUUAUGCAUAAGAUUUGACAUCAAAUUGAAAAUGAAGACAAACCACUAUAUAAUUGAAUUGAAUGCACAUGUAAUGGACGUG
Medioppia subpectinata is the source of this 2048-nucleotide messenger RNA. Lineage: Eukaryota; Metazoa; Arthropoda; Arachnida; Sarcoptiformes; Oppiidae. The record is from the annotation of a GenBank genome assembly.